CGAAAUUAAUACCAAAACUAAGCUCGAUUCAAUCCUGCUUCCGAAAGAAUCAUCACCACGCUUCCAAUCUUUUGAAAAUAGCUCAAGGGUCAUCCACAAUAACAACUUACAGGAGCACUAAAUCAUCAGUUCAAAAUACCAAUUUGUUAGUUGUUAAUAAUAAUAAUAAUAGCAAUAGACACUUUUCAUACUCACAAAAGCAACAUCAAGAAUACAAAUCGUCAUCCUCUAAUGAAAAAUUACCACAAUUUAAUAUUCCCAAGUCGUUGUUAGCAUUGAUUUUGUUUGCAUCGAUUGGAACUGUCGGAGCAACACUGCUCAAGUCAGAUGACAAUAAUUUAAUUGUUUACAUCAAUGCAGAAGAGGAAGCAACACAAGAAAGCAAUUUGGAAAAUACUCAAUAUUUUACUUUGGAUCAAGUUGCAAAUCAUAACUCUCUUCAAAAUGGUAUUUGGGUUAUCUUUAAAGGAGGUGUCUAUAAUGUCACAGAGUUUAUUGAAGGCCACCCUGGUGGCACCGACAAGAUUAUGUUAGCCGCUGGUAAAUCCAUUGAACCAUUCUGGGAAAUUUACAGACAGCAUCACACUAAGGAAGUUUAUGAGAUAUUGUCUCAGUAUAAGAUUGGAGAAUUACAUCCAGAAGAUGCCAAAAAGCUGAAAGAACAAUUUGAGCAACAGAAAAGUAAUUCCAAUGAUAUUUAUGCCAAUGAUCCUGCAAGAAAUCCAAUUCUUGUUGUGAAUAUGCAAAAGCCAUUCAAUGCUGAAACUCCACCUACUCUCCUUUGUGAUAAGUACAUUACUCCAAAUGAGUUAUUCUUUAUUAGAAACCAUUUACCAGUGCCAAGUAUUGAUCCAUCAACCUAUGUUUUGGAAAUUACUGGUGAAACUUUGAAAGAUGGUCCAAUUAAACUCACUUUAGAUGAUUUGAAGAAUGGUGAAAAAUUCAAACAACACACCUUAACUGUUGCCUUGCAAUGUGCUGGUAAUAGAAGAACUGAAAUGUCUUGCUACAAGGCACCAAGAGGUCUCGGUUGGACCAAUGCAGCAGUUGGUAAUGCCAUGUGGACUGGUGUUAAACUUGUCGAUAUUUUGGAGGCCUAUGGAAUUACUGAGGAUAAGAUUUUACAAGAUGGAAAAGUCAAACAUGUAGAAUUUGUUGGAGCUGAUACUGAUGGAAUUUCCACAUAUGCCACUUCAAUUCCAGCAGAUAGAGCCUUAUCUAAUAAGGCAGAUGUCUUGUUGGCAUUCAAAAUGAAUGGAGAAGAUAUCCCAAUUGAUCAUGGUUUCCCAAUCAGAGCCAUUGUACCAGGAGCUAUUGGUGCAAGAAAUGUCAAAUGGUUAUCCAAAAUUAUCUUGUCUGAACAAGAGAGUCAAUCUGUAUGGCAACAAAAAGAUUACAAAACAUUUUCACCAUCUACAGAUUGGGAUAAUGCAGACUUUUCCAAAUCAAGUGCAGUUCAUGAUGCUCCAGUUCAAUCAGCAAUCUGUGUUCCUUCGCCAGAUUCUAGAAUUGCAUCUGAUUCUGAAACCAUAGUUGUGAAGGGUUAUGCCUUGGCAGGUUCUGGAAAUGGUAUUGAAAGAGUUGACAUUACAACAGAUAAUGGAACUACUUGGCAUACAGCUCAAUUAGAAAGAGAACCACUCAAAUAUAAUAGAAAUUAUGGAUGGACAUUGUGGCAAGUUGAAGUUCCACUCUCUGAAAAGGACAUUACGGAAGGAAAACUUAAACUCUGCUCCAAGGCAGUUGAUACAGCUUACAAUGUACAACCUGAAGAUGUUAAGAGUAUUUGGAAUAUUAGAGGAAUUCUCAAUAAUACUUGGCAUUGUGUUAAUGUCUCAAUUGAGAAUAAGAAGGAAUAAAUUUUUCAAUACUAAUUGAGUGAAUACAUUCAU
Messenger RNA from Naegleria gruberi, 1892 nucleotides. Its product is annotated as mitochondrial sulfite oxidase. The record is from RefSeq and is a predicted model, not a curated record. Gene Ontology annotation, cellular component: mitochondrion. The transcript has a single exon. The coding region runs from base 528 to 1859 and encodes 443 amino acids. Gene Ontology annotation, molecular function: oxidoreductase activity; molybdenum ion binding. NCBI's taxonomy places the organism in Eukaryota, Heterolobosea, Eutetramitea, Acrasida, Naegleriidae.